This is a messenger RNA of Adineta ricciae, 2724 nucleotides long. The record is from the annotation of a GenBank genome assembly. Lineage: Eukaryota; Metazoa; Rotifera; Eurotatoria; Adinetida; Adinetidae.
AUGAAUAAAUCACUUUACGCUGCUUUAACUUUAAUUUUGAUCUUGGCAAAACUCCAUGCCAAUGGUGCUUUCAAUCCUGAUCGAACUGAUUAUAAUGCCUACGGUGUUAAAAUAGCAAUGAAUGAAGACUUCCUUGUUCUAGCUCAAAAUAAAAAUGAUCCUCCUACUUUUCUCAUACAGUUUGCUCCUUAUAACGACACGCAAACACCACUUCAGUGUACUACUUCUCACGUAAAUCUGACAAACAGUUUCAUAUACACAGUUGUUGCUGGCAAAAGUCAACCUAAAAAUCACACUCAGUUCUAUUUCGCCGGUGAAUUUACAAAUAAUCACAGUGCAAUCAUUGUUGGUACGGUAAUAUAUACUCGAACGAAUGCCACCAAAUCUUCUAAUGGAAACUCGUCGUUGAGAUGUAGUACAAGUUUUGCAUACCAUUAUCAACUGAUUAGUAAUUAUGGACAUCAAGAAUAUCUUAUACUUGGUGUCGAACCAUCUGGACGAUAUGUUUAUGGAUUCUCGAAUGAGUUUAUAUUUCUAUUUGAUUCACGAAAUACGUCGAGAAUCGAUAUUUGGAAUGCAAGUAUAACAUGGCCAGAUACUUCGUUCAUCCCUCAUGCUGUCGAUAUUCAUCAGAGUUUCGGUGUGAUUUCGGGAUUUAUCAACGAAGGUCGAAAUUCAACCGUUAAAUAUAGUCCAAUGAUAUAUCUAAUUAAUUAUAAUCAGUCGAAUAAUUGUCCAAUCGUAGUCAAUCAAUAUAAACCAGUAGCAACACCAGGCACAUGGCAAGAUCUAUUAACGAAUGCUGAUGCAAAUUAUUAUUCUGCCAAAUAUGAUAUGUCUGUGAGCAUUAAUGACUAUGGAGAUGUUUUGGUUGGUAUGCAGUUUAUCAACCGUGUAUUUUUAUUCUCAGUAAAUCUCACUAAGUCGACGAAAUUGAAUUUUGUCAGUCGACAUACAAAUGGACGAACAUUGGGCAAUGGAAAGAGUAUUGCUUGGUUACAAAAUGGUAUUGCUGCAUUAAUAGUCAAUAUUUAUACAUUAGAUUAUGUCUGGACAACAUCGCAAGUUCAUAUAUAUGAUAUUCAAUCAAGUGGUUACAAUUCAAAUAGUACUCCGCUUUCAGUAUUCCCAAAUAACCAUCAAAAAUUACCGUCAACUAUCGAUCCAGUGUUUCUAAAUAUUGUCUCAUCGCCAUCGUCCUUGGCUUUGCUUGAUAAUCGAGGGCGUAUUAUCAUAUUUCUUCCAACGUUACCAGGCUUCUAUUUAACGAUACAAGACACGGGUACCAUGCCAUUAGUGACUACGGCACAGCCAUGUUUACCUGGAACAUAUAAAAAUCAAUCCGGUAUCCACGAUUGUACUCUCUGUCCAGCUGGUACGAGAAACCCAGGAAAUGUUUCAACAUUCUGUAUCCCAUGUUCACCGAAUACCUUUUGCCCACUUGCAUCCGCCAAUGAAGUAUCACAAACAGCGCUACAGACUGUGAAUCAAGCAAUUCCGUACCCUAAAUCACCGGAAAGUGUCAUUUUCGAUGAAAUUCUCAUUCAAAAUAUGUUCAGUAUCGGAUCUGGUCGUUGCCUACAAAUUUCACCUCUCUUCUGGACAUUAGUUGUCGCCGGCCUCGCAGUUCUGGUCAUUCUUAUAAUGGGUAUUUUGAAAUUUUUCACUAAAGAUCCUCGCGGAGAACGAGUUCGUUCAUUACUGAAAUGUAUUUUUCGGCACACAGAUCUGAUUGGUGAAGGCGAACUAUGGGUCGGUGGCUUAGCUUCAUUUUCUGUUAUUGUUCUAGUCAUAUUUGCUUGCAUCUUUAGUCAAAAUUAUGUCAAACAAUAUCCUAUCGAAACCUCAUCUGAUUCUCACUUUGCUUGUGACUUAUCCAUCCGAAAUGCAAAAUUCGAAACGAGUGUUCAAUCAUUAGCCAUUCCAUUGACUGAUGCUGAUCAGAAAAUGUUCGAUCUACUGAAUAAUCAAGAAUUUAUUCUCAAAGUUGAUUUUGUCAAUACAAUAAUCAAAUGUGACGCGGUUUCUAUCGAGGUCCUUUUUGGGAUCACCUGGUCGACAAUUCGAUGGUUAAAUUGUGAUAAUAUAAACUAUACUUUAACUUUAUCGAUACCACUUCCUUACCAACAUAUUUCUGUGCAGAUCUACAUCGCCGAUGUUCGAACGAUAGGAGCGAUACGAGUCGGUCUUUUCGGGCAAGAGCAAUCAAGCGAGAAUUAUGCAUUAAAACAACUGAAAUUCUAUCAGCCGUUUCAUAAAAAUGGAAAUAUUCUUGCGAGGAACCUACCGAUCGCGCUUGCGUUAACUAAAGUGAUCAAUGAAACCUUAGCGAUUGACGGAGGAGAUCCGAUUUUCAGUGGGAUUUACAUUCCAACAUUUACAGUUGAUUACAACAGUUUGUUUUUUACCGAGGAUCAAUUCAUCCGUUCAACAUUGACUUUAACAACAUUAACAUUAGUGAUUACCGAAACACCAUAUUACGUGAAAAAUUUACAACAACCAAUUGCCAAACCAUCGGAAAUUGUCUUUCAAAACUUAUUAUUCAUUACUGUAUGUUUAGAAUUAUUUGGUCUUAUCUUUCUCUCGUACAAGCUACUUUUUAAACCAUUCUAUUUGAAUGUUCUGAAGAAAUAUCGAGAUGGAAGACAACAUGAAAGUGUUGAAAAACAAAACUUAAAUGAACAUAUUAUAUCCUUUGACGAAAUACAAUCUAUAAGCUUUUAG